This is a messenger RNA of Fragaria vesca subsp. vesca, 462 nucleotides long. RefSeq names its product lipid transfer-like protein VAS-like. Gene Ontology annotation, molecular function: lipid binding. Gene Ontology annotation, biological process: lipid transport. The record is from RefSeq and is a predicted model, not a curated record. Lineage: Eukaryota; Viridiplantae; Streptophyta; Magnoliopsida; Rosales; Rosaceae. The transcript is spliced from 2 exons. The coding region runs from base 1 to 462 and encodes 153 amino acids.
AUGGAAAUGAAGCCUUGGACGUGCUUUGGUGUUUGUCUAGUAGUGCUGCUGCUAUUUGUCGAUAAUCCUAUAAGUAAUGUGGUAUCGCAGGACAUAUCAUGCCUAAAUAAGCUUGCUCCUUGCCUAAACUACCUUAAUGGAACCCGCAACCCUCCAGACGAUUGUUGCGAUCCUCUGAAGUCGGUGAUCAAGUCGAACCCAAAAUGCUUGUGUAGUAUGAUAAGCAACCGGGGCACAACUAAAGCCGAGCAAGCCGGCAUCAAUAUCACCGAGGCUCAGCAAUUGCCGGGACGAUGCGGCCAACACGUCAACCCCAUCGCUUGCCUUUCAAGUAAUUCUCCUAAGAAAUCCAACAACUCAGUUCCGAACUCUGCAAAUAUCUAUUCAUUGCCUUCCCGCGCAAGUAUGGUAGCCACUGCUUUGUCAACCAUGUUUCAGCUUGUAUUGAUUAGCAUCAAAUAG